Messenger RNA from Spirodela intermedia, 2250 nucleotides. The record is from the annotation of a GenBank genome assembly. NCBI's taxonomy places the organism in Eukaryota, Viridiplantae, Streptophyta, Magnoliopsida, Alismatales, Araceae.
AUGUUCUCUUCGGUUACAAGUGGGACUGGGUCCCACAAUGGGUCCCACUGUUAUCCGAAUCUCUGGGCUUUCAAGAUUUCAAUCAACCAAACAUCUUCUUUAGCGGCUUCUCUUACUUUCUCGUCACCACCGCCAGCGGCCGCCGCCGAAGCUCCCAUGGAUGGGGCCACAGCCGCAGCUCCUUUUCUCCUCAUUCCCUUGCUUCCUGAUGAAUCCGCCGCCAUCAAGCUUCUCCAGUCCUGCGGGGGACGCGGAGGCCUCAGAGGAGGCCAGCAAAUCCACGGCUACAUCGUCCGAUCGGGAAUCCCCCCGAACUUCGUGAUGAACAACUCGCUUAUCAGCAUGUACUCCAGGAACCGUUCGAUGGAUCUGGCGAGGAGAGCUUUCGAUUCGAUGGAGAACCCUAACGUGGUGUCCUGGAAUUCGAUUAUAUCCGGGUAUGCUCUGAACGGAGACCCUGACGAAGCGUGGAAACUCUUCGAACAGAUGACGACGAUGCACGAUGUUAAACCUGAUUUGAUAACCUGGAAUUCUCUGAUAUCAGGCAAUGUCCGCCAUGGAUGUAACGCCAAGGUUCUGGAACUCUUCAAGGGCAUUCAAUCCUCAGGUUUGAAGCCGAAUUCAGUCACCAUCACGGGGAUUCUCCAAGCGAUCGCCGAAUCGCGUACGCUCGAGCUCGGCAGACAGAUCCAUGGAUAUGCCAUCAGGCACGGUCAUGACUCAAGCGCCUACGUUGGGACCUCCACCAUCGACAUGUACGUAAAAUGUGGAGAUCUGGGUAUGGCCCGGAGGGUGUUUGAUUGUAUGCCUCAUCGAAACCUCUUCGCCUGGAACUCCUUGAUCUCUGGGUACGCUUUCCAAGGAUUGUUCGAUGAAGCUCUGUUGCUCUUGAAUCAGAUGCAGCAGGAGGGAAUACGACCGGAUUUAACGACCUGGAAUGGCUUGAUCUCUGGUUAUUCAAUGAAAGGCUUCAAGAAGCAGGCUCUCAUUCUAAUCCGUCGGCUGAAGACACUGGGAGAGAAGCCCAACGUGAUUUCCUGGACAUCUGUCAUCUCGGGUUUCUGUCAGAACGGAUUCUUCGCGGAUUCCCUGGGGUGCUUCGUUGAGAUGCAGAAGGAAGGUGUUCAACCCAACUCAGCCACCAUGGCCAGCUCGCUCCGAGCCGCCGCAGGCCUCGCUCUGCUGACGAGGGGCCGAGAUCUCCACGGCGGCGCAAUCCGGCGGGGGCUCGACGGGGAUAUCUUCGUCGCCACCGCCCUCGUUGACAUGUAUUCCAAGUGCGGGAAUCUGUCGAAGGCCUUCCAGGUCUUCGAGAGGAUCAAGAACAAGAGCUUGUCCUCCUGGAACGCCAUGCUGAGGGGCUUCGCCGCCCACGGCAUGGCGAAGGAGGCGAUCUCGUGCUUCGAGGAGAUGCGCUCUUCGGGGUUCAAUCCUGACGCCAUAACCUUCACCGCCCUUCUCUGCGGGUUGAAGCAUUCGGCCAUGGUGAGCGAGGGCUGGAGAUUCUUCGACAUGAUGAAGGUCGAUUAUGCCAUGAUCCCCUCCCCGGAGCACUACGCCUGCAUGGUGGACCUCCUCGGUAGAGCCGGCUACCUGGACGAGGCCUGGGACUUCAUCGAAAACAUGCCCCAGGAGCCCGACGCCGGCGUGUGGGGCGCUCUCCUCGGGGCCUGCCGGAGCCACAAGAACCUGGAAUUGGCGGAGGCGGCGGCAGAGCAGCUCUUCAAGCUGGAGCCGCACAAUCCGGCCAACUACCUGCUGAUGGCGAGCAUCUACGGUUCCAGGAGCCAGUGGGAGAGGGUCGAGACGUUGAAGGUCGCCAUGAGCGCGCUGGGGUUGAAGAGCAGAGGAGGGUGGAGCUGGAUACAGAUCCGUAAGACCCUGCACUCCUUCUCCGCGGAGGGGAAUCCCCAUCCAGAUUUGGGGGAGGUCCGCUUCGAGCUCCUCCAGAUGGUUGCAGAGAUGAAGAGAAUAGGGUACAGACCUGACACGGCCUGCAUAGCCCUGGAUGUGGACGAGGCCACGAAGGAGAUGAUGCUAAUGGGCCACACAGAGAAGCUGGCGAUCACGUAUGGGCUGAUCCGUUCGGAGGGGAACGGACCCAUUAGAGUGAUAAGGAGCGCCAGCGUCUGUGGCGACUGCCACACGAUGGCCAAGUACGUGUCGAAGAUACGACAGCGGGAGAUUCUCUUGAGGGACGGUCCCCGGUUCCACAGGUUUGUGAAUGGGAGAUGCUCUUGCAAUGAAUGA